Aspergillus puulaauensis is the source of this 354-nucleotide messenger RNA. RefSeq lists its product as uncharacterized. The transcript is spliced from 2 exons. The record is from RefSeq and is a predicted model, not a curated record. Bases 1 to 354 code for a protein of 117 amino acids. NCBI's taxonomy places the organism in Eukaryota, Fungi, Ascomycota, Eurotiomycetes, Eurotiales, Aspergillaceae.
AUGGCGGAAGCACCAGUCAAAGCAUAUGCUAUCGGCCUUACGAGAGGUUCGAACUUUGAAAACUGUCGAUACAAGAUCAUCGCCUCCGAUAGGAAGACCCUAGAUACCUGGGUAAAGGCUACAACGGAUUAUUCCUUGCUCACCGUAGUAAACCCCUUCUGGUUUACAUUCGACCAUGAGAAUUCCCGCAUGCUCGCCGAGUCCGAAAAUGUUCCCUCUGAAGUGAAGGGUCGAAUCGUUAUCCAACGUAUGCCCGACAUGGCCCGCUCGGUCGUAAAACCACCUACCGCUGAGUACUCCUUCAAACGUCCGGACGGUACAAGAGGGUUCGUGGGCGGCCGAGAUGGACAGUGA